Messenger RNA from Aedes albopictus (Asian tiger mosquito), 2038 nucleotides. Its product is annotated as zinc finger and BTB domain-containing protein 17. Gene Ontology annotation, cellular component: nucleus. Gene Ontology annotation, molecular function: DNA-binding transcription factor activity, RNA polymerase II-specific; zinc ion binding. Bases 156 to 1955 code for a protein of 599 amino acids. Gene Ontology annotation, biological process: regulation of transcription by RNA polymerase II. Lineage: Eukaryota; Metazoa; Arthropoda; Insecta; Diptera; Culicidae. The record is from RefSeq and is a predicted model, not a curated record. The transcript has 4 exons.
AAGGGUUAAGGCAAAUGUCAUAGCUUGAUUAUUGUUUUGUUUAGGUUUCAACUCUCGUUUGUUUAUGUCCGAAUACUGUUUUACGUGUUUUACCCGUUUCAUUUAUCCGGAAUUAAAGCUGUGACUUUCCUCUAUAUAUCUAUAGAUACUCGAAAAUGACCUGCCCCAAGGCGGAAUACGCAUUGGACAUGGACGUGGACAAUAUGUGUCGAAUAUGCUUGUCGGAGACGGAUGCAAGCGAACGAUUGUUCCACAUAUUUUCCUCUGCGAUAGUGGACGGAUUUGUGGUGGCUAUCCCUGAUGCACUGGAAUUUUGUGUGGAUUUGAAGGUGUCGGAAUCCGAUAGAAAGCCCUGCAAGAUAUGUCAGAAGUGCAAGGGACAGCUGUUGGGAUUUUACUUGUUUAAACAAAAAUGUCAACGCACGGAUAAGGUACUUCAACAAGCUCUUGGGUCAUCAGAAAAUCCAAUUCAUUCCAUCAAAGCACCAGCAAGUGCAAAAUCCUCAAGUGAUUCUGAAGAUAACGUCAUGGUCGAAAUACUUGAAAACGGAACAAACUACGAGGAGGACGCAGCCCUCGAAGAACCCGAAUCUGACAUUGAAGAGCAAAUGCAGGAAAGCACUGAAAAUCUAUGCCAUCUGUGCGAUCAAAUAUUUCAAACCGAGGACGAUCUCAAAGAGCACACAGUAAGUCAUUGCGCAAUCGUAUCUGAUAAGGAUCAGGAAAGUUUUAUCGAAGAUGAGCAAAUGCCGGAGUAUGGAAGUGAAACGGAUGAUAAAACUGCCGUGAUUAGGAAUCUCGAACAAGAAGAAGAGCCAGUUGAGUCGGAAUACCCUGCUUCAGCAAAUCCAGAAGACGCUUGUUACUUAGUAGGCGAUACAAAAAUGGAAAGACGAAUAUCUGCCGAAUCGUUAGCAAAUGAUCAAAGUGAACAUUUUUUAGUUCCUCAUGAGGAACAUGAUGAAGACAGUCUUACAACGAUCGUGCCGGAAAACGAAGAAAUUGAUGAUACUAAUUCAACGUCUUAUGCAGAGGAGUCACAGGUUGAACUGUUGAGCUGCAAUAUCUGCAGAAAAACGAUCAAAGGCCGAUCUCAAUACUUCAAACAUUUACAAAAUCAUGACGUUAACACAAAUGUGACAGCUUUUUUAACUUAUCACAUUUGCCGAGUUUGUUCAAAAGUUUUCCUAGAGGAAUCAGAUUACUCGGAACACCUGACAGCCACAAAUCAUAGCAUUCCAGCGGAAGAAAGCCCGCCAGCAAGUAGCGACAUCACGGGGUCUUACGCUUGUGGAACAUGUUCGACGAAGUUCUCUCGGAUCGAUCAUGUCAAGCAACAUCUGUUGUCGCAUCUCCAAUCAUUCGCAUGUCCAUUUGCGGGAUGUGGAUGUGAGUAUACGUCUGCGGCCCGGCUUGGAUUACACAUAUCCGGGAAGCACAUUGAAUACGAAACGCACCAGUGUCAGCAUUGUGGUGUGAAUACGUUCGAAUCGAUGGCCGAGUUGCAGCAUCACCUGAGGAUCAAGUGCGAGGGGAAGAAGUUUCACUGCGACCAUUGCGAUAAAAAGUUCUUGUCUUCGCGAUCGCUUGCACACCAUUUGAAAUGUUUGGACAAGAAGCACCGGUGUCAAGAAUGUGGGAAAACAUUUGCUCAGUCUGGGGAGCUCAAACUGCACGAACGGAUACACAACGGCGAGCGGCCAUUCAAAUGUACGGUGUGUGGCAAAACCUACAAGACUGCUUCGCUUCGGACGGCUCAUAUGGAUUCACACAUUGAAGGCAAAACGUUCCAGUGCCAGCUAUGUGGAAAACAUCUGCAAACGCGAACUUGCUAUCGAAAUCACAUCAAACGGCACUCAGAGGAAAGAAAGCACGAAUGUGAUGUGUGUUUGAAAAAGUUUUAUACCAAGUAUAACGUGAAAGUUCACAAGCAGAAAGUGCACAAACUGAUGUAGGAGAAUGUGAAGAAUUCGUAAUUUAAAAAUUCUUUGUUGUUGAAAUAAAGGUAAUCAUCUUUCAAAACAGUUUUCGACACCAA